This is a messenger RNA of Dioszegia hungarica, 1047 nucleotides long. Its product is annotated as putative subunit of heteropentameric replication factor C (RF-C). Gene Ontology annotation, molecular function: ATP binding; DNA clamp loader activity; DNA binding. Bases 1 to 1047 code for a protein of 348 amino acids. Gene Ontology annotation, cellular component: Ctf18 RFC-like complex; DNA replication factor C complex; Rad17 RFC-like complex. NCBI's taxonomy places the organism in Eukaryota, Fungi, Basidiomycota, Tremellomycetes, Tremellales, Bulleribasidiaceae. The record is from RefSeq and is a predicted model, not a curated record. Gene Ontology annotation, biological process: DNA-templated DNA replication; DNA repair. The transcript is spliced from 8 exons.
AUGACGACGGCGGGCUCGUCCUCCAGCGCCAAAGCCCGAGUGGCUAUCGGCAAGAAUAUCAAUGUGGAGACGUACGAGAUGCCAUGGGUGGAGAAGUAUCGUCCGCUAUUACUGGACGAUAUAGUCGGCAACUCGGAUACAGUCGAGCGGUUAAAGGUGAUCGCGGAGGAUGGGAAUAUGCCUCAUAUUAUCAUAUCGGGCAUGCCAGGUAUCGGCAAGACGACGUCUAUACAUUGUCUAGCGCACGCUUUACUGGGGGAUGCGUACAAGGAGGGUGUACUGGAGUUGAAUGCGUCGGAUGAGCGAGGUAUCGAUGUGGUACGGAAUAAGAUCAAGUCGUUUGCGCAGCGGAAAGUGACGCUGGCGGAUGGGAGACAUAAGAUUAUUAUUCUGGACGAGGCGGACUCGAUGACAUCCGGUGCGCAACAAGCCCUCCGCCGAACCAUGGAGAUCUACAGCAACACGACCCGAUUCGCCCUCGCGUGCAAUAUGAGCAAUAAGAUCAUCGAGCCGAUCCAGUCCCGGUGUGCUAUUCUGCGGUAUGCCAAGUUGAAGGAUGCGGAGGUGAUGAAGCGGUUAAAGGAGAUCUGCGAGUUUGAGGAGGUCAAAUCCAACGAUGAAGGUCUCCAAGCGCUCAUUUUCACCGCCGAAGGCGAUAUGAGACAAGCCAUCAACAACCUCCAAUCCACUUGGUCAGGAUUCGGAUUCGUAUCCGCCGAUAACGUCUACAAGAUCUGUGAUCAACCACAUCCGCACAAGAUCCGUGCUAUGAUCAGGGAAUGCCAAAAAGGCGAUAUUGACUCGGCGCUCGCAAGAGUAGGCGAGCUCUGGGAUCAGGGGUACGCCGCGGUAGAUAUCGUGACGACCAUUUUCAGAGUGACCAAGACGGUCGAGGAGUUGCCCGAGUAUCUCAAGCUGGAGUUUAUCAGGGAGAUCGGCUGGACACAUAUGCGGAUAUUGGAGGGCGUGGGAACACUGACUCAGCUCGGUGCGAUGAUUGCGAGGUUAUGCAAGCUGAGCACGGCGCCGCAUAUGAUGACCCUGUAA